Halteromyces radiatus is the source of this 1075-nucleotide messenger RNA. Its product is annotated as rpsU-divergently transcribed protein. Lineage: Eukaryota; Fungi; Mucoromycota; Mucoromycetes; Mucorales; Cunninghamellaceae. The transcript is spliced from 3 exons. Gene Ontology annotation, cellular component: mitochondrial inner membrane. Gene Ontology annotation, biological process: ubiquinone biosynthetic process. The coding region runs from base 120 to 785 and encodes 221 amino acids. The record is from RefSeq and is a predicted model, not a curated record. Gene Ontology annotation, molecular function: lipid binding.
AAAACACGACUAUUAUUCUUGAUAUCUAUGUACUGAAUUAUAAUGUUUCUCUCUUUCUUUUCUUUUCUUUCCUUUUCUUUUCUUUUUUUAUUAUUAGUGGCAACAAUGAUCAUAACAAGAUGGAUUCGAAAACAAAACAAGGACAACAGCAACAAUCUUUUACCACACAAACAAAAGGUUCCGAUGAUGUACGACAUUCACUUCUUCAAGCAACAUUAGCUCAUGUGCCAGAGCAUGGCUGGACAAUGGAAAGUAUUUCUCAAGGUGCAGCAGAAUUAGGUUUUCCAUCCGUGGUUCAUGGUGUAUUUCCUGGAGGACCUGCAGGAUUGGUGGAUACCUAUUUGGAAGACUGUCAACAACGAUUUGUGCAAUUGAUGGCAAGUGGACCUGAACAGUACUGGCAUCCUAAUGCUUCCAUGACAGAUAAGGUACGUGCUUUGACUGUGCUUCGUUUGAACAUGUUGAAACCUUAUGCACGACGUUGGCCCGAAGCUGUGUCCAUCCUGGCCGUUCCUUCCAAUCUCCCUAUGGCUAUGCAUCAUUUAUCUCAAGUGGUUGAUGAUAUUUGGUACUAUGCUGGUGAUCGUAGUCCUGAUAUGAACUGGUAUACCAAACGUGUUUCAUUGGCUACAAUUUAUUCAGCAACGGAAUUGUACAUGUCGCAGGAUAUCUCACCAGAAUAUGUGGAAACAUAUCGAUUCUUAGAUAGAAGAUUGAAUCAAGCUGAAUGGUUAGAUGCUACAAGUCGUCAGGUAAGAGUGAGUGAGAGAGAGAGAGAUGAAUGAAGAUAGAUAUAUUUAGAAAUGACUUGUAUUCUAUUCUACUUUACAUGAAAUUUAGUUGGGAACUAUGCUUUCAUUCGGUGCUAGAAGUCUGAUGGGUGCUAUUGCUCAGCGUGGUGGUCAUUCUUCAUGAUUUGGUCUGUUCCUCAUACAACAUUAGUUACAAGCCCCAACUCACACGCACACAUCAUACACAUAUCCCCCCUCUUAUAUAGUUUAGUGUUACUUACAUUUCCUUUUUCCAACAUGUGUACAUUUUGAAAUAAAACAAAUCAUACAUUAUCAUUAAAAAA